AUGUCCGAUGAUAAAUAUCAUCAUGAUAAACAUCAUGAUAAGCAUCAUAUAGAUUCAAAGCAAAGUACAGCAGCAGCAUUAUCAUCAUCAUCGACAUUAGCUUCAUCCUCCUCCAUGACAACAACAACAACAACAACGUCAACAACAACAACGGCAGCAUCUCCAAUAACACCAAAACCAAGAAAAAAUUACCCAAAUUCAGCAGAUCAAUAUGAACUUAAGGAAACCAUUGGUAAAGGUGGAAGCGGAUUAGUACAACGUGCAAUAUGUUUACCAUUUCAAGAGAAUGUAGCUAUAAAGAUUAUAGAUUUAGAGCAUUGUAAAAACGUAUCAUUAGAAGAGAUUAGAAAGGAAAUACAGGCAAUGAGUCUUUGUCAUCAUCCAAAUGUAGUUGCAUACCACACAAGUUUUGUAUAUAACGAGUCACUAUGGGUAAUUAUGGAUUUUUUAUCAGCUGGCUCAUGCUCUGAUAUCAUGAGAUUUUCAUUCCCUCAAGGUUUUGAAGAACAUGUUAUCGCCACUAUCCUCAAAGAAGCUUUGAAAGCAAUUUGCUAUUUUCAUAAAACUGGCAGAAUUCAUAGAGAUAUUAAAUCUGGUAAUAUUUUAAUCGAUUCAAAUGGUAACAUUCAAUUAAGUGAUUUUGGUGUUAGUGCAACAUUAAUUGAUACUGGUGAAACAAGUAGAAAUACUUUUGUUGGUACACCUUGUUGGAUGGCACCUGAAAUUAUGGAACAAGUUAAUUAUGAUUAUGCAGUUGAUAUUUGGUCAUUUGGUAUUACAGCAUUAGAACUUGCAAGAGGUAAGGCACCUUUUGCAGAAUAUCCACCAAUGAAAGUUUUAUUAUUGACACUUCAAAACCCACCACCAUCAUUGGAGGGGGAUGGCGAAAGUAAAUGGUCUCAUAGUUUUAAAGAUUUAGUUGAAAAAUGUCUUCAAAAGGAUCCAUCUAAAAGACCAUUACCUUCAAAACUUUUAGAACAUAGAUUCUUUAAGCAAGCAAAGAAACCAGAUUAUUUAGUUCAACAUAUUUUGGCAAAAUUACCACCAUUAGGUCAAAGAUAUCAAAUGUUAUCCGAAGAUUCAUUUGCUAUGCUUAGAAAUACUUCUUCACCACAAUUUGAUACUGGUCAUAGUAAUUCAGCUGAUGAAUGGAUAUUUCCAAAUGAAAAUAAUGAUAAUAAUAAUUCAUCAACUACAACUACAACAACUACAACUACAACUACAAAUCCAUCAAAUAAUAAUAAUAAUAAUAAUAAUAAAACUAAAGAAAAUUUAACUCAAUCACCAUUUGAAACGCCAUCACACACACCAUCAACAUCACCAGGUUCAACACCAAGUCAUAGUAGAACAUCUACACCAACAAGUAAUCAUACAGCACUUGGAUCAUCAUCGACUGUCGUUCCUCCACCAGUUGUACCAUUAACCUUACCAACAGCUAUUCCAGUUACUGCAGCUGCUUAUCACCAACAACAACAACAUCAUCAUUUAUCCCAUUCAUCUGGAAGUAUACCGAACCAUAACGCCAGUAGUAAUUUGGGUGCAAGCGCACAUAGUAAUGUUCAUGGUUUAGCACAUAGUUCAAUUCACCCAACAUCUUCAGCAGCAUCAACAACUGUUGUAAAUAACACUCAACAACCUCAAACCUUACAACCACCACAACAACAACAUCAACUACAACAACCAAUUAAAACUCCAAGUCCGAUCAACGCUAUAAAUAUUGUUAAAUUAAAUCAAUCUGAUUUAAUAACUCCACCAAAAACCUCACCAAAGAAAGAAGGUAGUAUACCAUCCUCUUCAUCUCAUGGUAAUAUUCCAUCAUUGGUUACAACCUCACCAAAAUCACCAUUACAACAUCAACAACAAAUACCACAACAACAACAAGAUCCAGCUAUGAUAAAUAGUAAUAAUAGUAGUAUUAGUAGUAAUGGCGCAUACAAUAGAGAAUUAAUAUCUGCAUCGGGUAGUGCUCUAUCAAAACCCCCAUCUCCAUCUUCCGAUAAAGAAAAUAACUCUACCAGUAAAUCAAAUAAAUCAAAAUCUAGACAAUCAUCAAGAGCCUCCUCUUUAUCAGAGAGUUCAGAUUCAACCUCUCAUACUUCGAGCUCUGAUGAACACUCUAGUAGAUAUGAAAGUGAUAGAAAAUCUUAUAAAAAGAAAAAGAGCAGUAGCAGUAGUAGCAAUAGUAAAAGAGAUCGUGAACGUGAACGUGACCGUGAUCGUUCUAAUAAAACCUAUAAAAACUCUAGAAGUAGAAAUGUUAGUAGAGACAGAGAAAGAGAAAGAGAUAGACAUAAUCGUUCAAGAGACAGAGAUAGAGAAAGAGAAAGGGAAAGAGAUAGAGACAGAGAAAGAGAUAGAGACAGAAGUAGAGAUCGUUCAAGAGAUAGAAGUAGAGAUAGAGAAAGAGAUAGAAGUAGAGAUCGUUCAAGAGAUAGAGAUAGAAGUAGAGAUCGUUCAAGAGAUAGAAGUAGAGAAAGGGAUAGAGAUAGAAGUAGAGAUAGAAGCAGAGAUCGUUCAAGAAGUAGAGAUUCUGAUAGUAGGGAUAGAAGUAGAGAUCGUUCAAGAAGUCAUUCCAACAGAAGAAGAAGUAGAAGUCGUGAUAGUAGAAAUAAAUCCAGAGAUAGAUCAUCUGAUUCUGAUAGAAGUAGAGACAGAAGUAGAGAUAGAGAUUAUAAAUCUUCAAAAUAUAAAAAGAGUAGUAGAGGUACCAGUGGUAGAAAGAAUAAUAAAAUUCAAUCAAAACUCGACUCCCAAGCAACUCAUAUUUCCUAUCUUGAAGAUAAGAUAUCCACACUCACCAAUUGGCUUCAACAACAAAACCUUCUCAAUACUAGUAAUGGUCAAGUUUUAUCUCCAACCGAUCCAAAUUUGGUUUCUAAACUUCAAACUCAAUUGGAUGUUCUUCAAUCAGAAAAUUCUUAUCUAAGAAAUGAAAAUAUUAACUUGAAAACAAUUGUAAAUGGUUCAAAUUCAACAAAUAAUUCAUUAAAUCAAAGUUCUGGUAUGGCUUUUAGAAAUAGCGUUUCUUCUUUACAUCAAUUAAAUAUGAGUAAUAGUAGUAAUAAUAGUAGACCACAAACUCAAUAA
Molecule: messenger RNA, 3087 nt
Organism: Dictyostelium discoideum AX4
Lineage: Eukaryota; Evosea; Eumycetozoa; Dictyosteliales; Dictyosteliaceae
Gene: fray2
Exons: 2
Coding region: 1-3087 (1028 amino acids)
Molecular function (GO): ATP binding; protein serine/threonine kinase activity; protein serine/threonine kinase activator activity
Source: RefSeq, a predicted model, not a curated record